This is a messenger RNA of Metopolophium dirhodum (rose-grain aphid), 2394 nucleotides long. RefSeq names its product histone-lysine N-methyltransferase SETDB1-like. Bases 1 to 2394 code for a protein of 797 amino acids. Gene Ontology annotation, molecular function: DNA binding; histone H3K9 methyltransferase activity; zinc ion binding. The record is from RefSeq and is a predicted model, not a curated record. NCBI's taxonomy places the organism in Eukaryota, Metazoa, Arthropoda, Insecta, Hemiptera, Aphididae. The transcript has 3 exons. Gene Ontology annotation, biological process: heterochromatin organization; negative regulation of gene expression. Gene Ontology annotation, cellular component: nucleus.
AUGGCCUCAUCAAGUAAAAAUUUGGAACUAUAUGUUGGCGCUGAAGCAUCGUAUGAAGAUAAAUCUGAUAAGGACGAUAUUAUUACACUUGAUAGUACCGUUUGUGUUGUACCAGCUAAUUUACCUCUAGAAGGGACUUUAGAGUAUCCUGUUUUUGAGAGUGGACAAACUGUAUAUGGAAUGCAGUUAACUAGAAAAGAUCCAUGGUAUAGCGGUAAAAUCAAAAAGAUAUAUAAUCAAGAUAAUAUACACAUAGUAUUUCAAACUUGUCGAAAGUUAGUGUCAAAAAAACAAAUUGCAUACUCUACACCAAAUUCAGUAAGAUUUCCGGUGGGUUGCAGAGUAAUUGCUAAGUUUAAGGAUCCUAAUUCUCAAUAUGACAAUGAAUUUUAUGCUGGUAUAGUAGCUGAACCUCCAAAUGCGUUUAAUAAUUUUCGAUACUUGAUUUUUUUUGAUGAUGGUAAUGUUCAAUAUAAACAGCACCGUGAUAUUCGUUUAGUUGCUCAUCGGACAAAUAUACAUGUUGUUUGGGAAGAUGUCGAAGAGAAUUCCCGGGAUUUUAUAAAAAGUUAUUUAGAAAAGUAUCCUGAACGCAAAAUGGUAAAGUUGGUUAAUCAACAUUUCGAACUGGCAGAAUAUCAAUGCCAGUUGCAGAUGGUAAAAGUGCUUGAAGUUGAUGCAUCUUUAGUCAAAUUAUAUUUUAUUAAUUCCCAACAUAGCGAAUGGAUAUAUCGUGGUUCAACACGUUUGUAUAAUAUUUUUAAAAAACAGAUCAAGUCUGAGAGAGGUAAUCGAUUAAGACAAUCUGGUUUAAAAGAACCAUUUGUGAAAUUCACAAAUGUAAAAGAAGAUCCCUCCCGCCUUUUAACUGAUGGAGGAGCUCGUAAAAGUAUCAGCAAGAAUUCAACAACCGCUGGUGAUGGAACUCAAGAAUGUAAUAAAAAUAAGGCCAAUGCUACUAAGGUUGUUGACCUAAUAUUCCCUGAAACCGUUCAUAAUCCAAUUAAAUAUAGCAAACACAAAUGUAAUCCUUUAUGUGUUACAUGGACAUCAUAUAACCAUGAGAGCACUAGGACUAUCAACAUGUUGACUAUUCCGUUACAUUUUGGUUUUAGAAGGUAUCUAACAGAAAUUAAUAAAUAUCAAAAAAAAGUGGAGUACAGAACCCCGUGUGGUGUAACUAUUCAAAACAUAGAACAGAUGCUGGAAUAUCUUAUUGUUACCAAAAGCGCAAUGACUAUUGACCAAUUCAAUUUUGAUAAAUGGGUCAACCCAUUUGCCGAAUAUAAAAUUAUAAAAAGUGUGCAAUUUCUAAAAGAUAUAUCCGAGGGCAAAGAAUUUAGGGCCAUACCAUGUGUAAAUAUUAUUAACAGUACAUUACCACCAAAAAUAGAUUAUAUAACUACUAGACAACCGAUGCAAGGUGUUCACAUAAAUGUAGAGAGUGAGUUCUUAUGUAGAUGUGACUGCACUGACAACUGUCAAGAUAAAUUGAAAUGCGCUUGUUGGCAAAUGACUAUCGAAGGACAGAAGAGUUUCCCUGAUCCUUACAAAGACCCAAAUAUUGGUUACGAUCAUCGAAGAUUAGCCGAACAAGUUGUAACGGGUAUUUAUGAAUGUAAUAAAAAAUGUAAAUGUUCCAGUUCAUGUUUAAAUCGUGUGGUACAGAACCCUUUGUCGCAGAAGUUACAAUUAUUUUUUACUAAAAACAAGGGAUGGGGUGUUCAAUGUUUGAAUGAUAUACCUCAAGGGAGUUUCAUAUGUAAUUAUGUUGGUUAUUUGUUAACUGAAACUGAUGGUAAUGAAGGUGGGAUCAAUUAUGGCGAUGAAUAUUUGGCAGAAUUAGACUAUAUUGAAACUGUUGAAAAAAUAAAAGAAGAUUUUGAAAGUGACAUUCUUUACAGUGACCAUGAAUAUGAAACUGAGGCGAAUCUCUCCGAAUCGUCUGAUGAACAUUUACCUUCUACAUCUGAUGGUAGAAGAUCUGAAAUGUCAUUAAAGAGCAAACGCAAAAAAUCAAAAACAAAAAAAUAUGUUAAACAUAUGCGGGUUUUAUCCAAAUUCAAUACACGCGAUAUGAAAAAAAACCCUAAACCUUCAAAAUCAGUGCGUGAAUACUUUGGAAACAACGAGAGUGCAUAUAUUAUGGAUGCCAAAAUUAGAGGCAAUAUUGGACGUUAUUUCAAUCAUUCGUGUUCUCCAAAUAUAUUUGUCCAAAAUGUAUUCGUGGAUACGCAUGACCUACGGUUCCCAUGGAUAUCGUUAUUUUCACGCCAUUACAUACCAGCUGGGACCGAACUAACUUGGGACUAUAACUAUAAAUUAGGAAGUGUCCCAGGGAAAAAUUUGAAAUGCUAUUGUGGGUCACCAUUUUGUCGAGGGAGAUUACUUUAA